AUGUCAUUUCCCCGGAAACAGCAGCCGUUAGAUCAUCAGUAUACACAGAAUCAACCAGGUAGCCAAAUUGGAGUUGGGGUGACUGGGGCACCAUUCUCCACCAGCACACCCGCGGCCAACAAUAAUCCAACCAACCCAUUAGUAGGAACACAGGGAAAUCCCAAACGAGGAACCAGUUUAGGAUUUGGAGGUGUGAAUAAUCACAAAAACCCAGCUAAUAAUAGUUACACGCCUGACGACUUACUUGAAGAACAAAAGAAUGAAAUUAGAGAAGCGUUUCUGAUUUUCGAUAUGAAUGCUGAUGGAUGUUUGGAUUUCCAUGAGACGAAAGUUGCUUUUAAAGCACUUGGAUUUGAAUUGAGUAAACGGGAAGUAUUGAAUCUCAUACAUGAAUAUGAUACUGAUGGAACUAAUUUACUUACAUAUGACAAUUUUUAUCAAAGUGUUGGAGAAAUGAUAUUGAAUAGGGAUCCAUUAGAAGAAAUUCGUCGUGCGUUUAAAUUAUUUGAUGAAGAUAAAACUGGAAAGAUAAGUUUAAGGAAUUUAAGAAAGAUAUCUAAAGAUUUAGGAGAGAAUUUGACUGAAGAAGAAUUAAGAGCUAUGAUUGAUGAAUUUGAUUUGGAUGAAGAUGGAGAGAUUAACGAGGAAGAGUUUAUUAGAAUCUGUACUGAAUAG
Hemisphaericaspora subhashii is the source of this 675-nucleotide messenger RNA. Its product is annotated as centrin. The coding region runs from base 1 to 675 and encodes 224 amino acids. The record is from RefSeq and is a predicted model, not a curated record. Gene Ontology annotation, biological process: spindle pole body duplication. Gene Ontology annotation, cellular component: half bridge of spindle pole body; mitotic spindle pole body. Gene Ontology annotation, molecular function: calcium ion binding; microtubule binding. Lineage: Eukaryota; Fungi; Ascomycota; Pichiomycetes; Serinales; Debaryomycetaceae. The transcript has a single exon.